This is a messenger RNA of Penicillium angulare, 885 nucleotides long. RefSeq lists its product as uncharacterized. The record is from RefSeq and is a predicted model, not a curated record. NCBI's taxonomy places the organism in Eukaryota, Fungi, Ascomycota, Eurotiomycetes, Eurotiales, Aspergillaceae. The transcript has 3 exons. The coding region runs from base 1 to 885 and encodes 294 amino acids.
AUGUCUCUUCCUCCGCGUCUGCCGUCUCUCCCUCUGCGCCCCCCCCUCCUGGGGUCUCCCCCUCCAGCGGCCUUGCCCCCUCUUGCAGCCUCGCCCCCUCCGGCCUCGCUCGCUACGGACUCCCUCGCUCCGGCCUCGCUUACUACGGCCACCUCCGCUACGGCCCCUACCCUUUCCUUCUCUGGUUCUACCCCCCCGGGGAUCAGCCGCUCGUGGAUCAUCACGGAAAAGCUCUCCGAGAGAGCUGUUCAUCUCACACAGGAAGAUGUCGACAUGGGCGUUGGGUCUCCUAUGACAGUUGGCAAAUUUCUGUGCCACCUAGAGGAGGACCCGACGCAGAUAGCGUUUAUGCGAAUAUAUUAUCAGAUUCCUAUCACUGGGACGGAGGACGCUAAUCUGGCUACACUAGCCCAACAAAUCCAACCUCAUGAGGUGUGUGGUGAACUAGAGGCAUUUAGGCUAUUGAUGAGUCAAGGCUGUAGCUCUGUUCCACAUUUCCUUGGUUACUGCGAAAAAACGCAAGGGGAAUAUGAUCUCGUUCCUGGUGGCUAUGUCAAAUACCUCGUAUGGGAAAAGGUGCCUGGGGAGCCUCUUACAGAGGAAUUUUUCUGGAGCUUGGAUCCUCUUGUACGAGAGGAUAUCCGUGCCAAAUUUCGUGUUGCCUUUGAAGAGAUGCUGCGUUGCGGUGUAAAACCACAGCAGUCUAGAAUCUCGAAGAUCAUCUAUGAUCAGCCCACUGGCAAUGUUCACAUUUCGGGGUUUCGAAGGGGAUGGCCCAUCCGUGAUAAAAUUCAAUGGUCAGACACCCGUUAUGUCGCGUAUAUGCUGGCUAAGCGACCCGACGAGAGGGACUGGCGUUCUCGCCUGGAGAAAUGGGAGUUAUGA